CACCGGAAGUCGGGCGAGUCAGUACGUGGCGGAGGCUGCACAAGGGCGGUCCUACGUUCUUUCGUGCCGUUGUAGAGCUGCUGUUUGUGUGUUAAGAGUACCCGAGUUACUGCGUGCAAAAUUUAUCUCAUAACGCAAGAUAAUACAAUGUCCAUGUCGGGCGAAUUCGGAAACCCGUUGAGGAAAUUCAAGCUCGUCUUCCUCGGCGAGCAGAGCGUGGGCAAAACCUCGCUUAUCACUAGGUUUAUGUAUGACUCCUUCGACAACACCUACCAGGUACGGCUCCAGCUCUGGGAUACUGCAGGCCAGGAGAGGUUCCGCAGCCUUAUUCCCUCGUAUAUCCGAGAUUCUACAGUAGCUGUUGUUGUGUAUGAUAUAACAAAUGCAAAUUCCUUCCACCAAACCUCUAAAUGGAUAGAUGAUGUGCGAACAGAGCGAGGAAGUGAUGUAAUCAUCAUGCUUGUAGGCAAUAAGACUGAUUUGUCAGAUAAGAGACAGGUCUCCACGGAGGAAGGCGAACGAAAAGCAAAGGAGCUUAAUGUUAUGUUCAUCGAGACUAGUGCGAAAGCAGGAUACAACGUGAAGCAGCUGUUCCGGCGAGUUGCUGCUGCUCUGCCAGGCAUGGAGCCCACCGACAACAAGAAGGUUGACAUGACCGAAGUUGUGCUGCGAGACUCCGAAAAUGCUGCGGAUAUCGGGCGGACAGCGGAUGGUGGAUGCGCUUGCUAAACAUUAAAAAACAAAACAAGAAAGAUAAAGGCAAAAUAAAACAAUAAAAAGAGCAUUAAAAGGAAUAAAAACACCCCUAUCGGUUCUAACCGUUGCCACCUCCACCCACCUCACCUCACCGCCCAGCACUUCCGCCCAUACUACCUGCCUGCUUCACCGGGCCACUACCACCAUGGGGUUGCAAGUUGGGAUUUGCCAUGGUUGUAUCUUUAGAGUUCCAGCCAGCAAGCAGCAGCAAGGGAUUGCGUGUUAGCCAGGCACUGUUGCAUUUUACAAUGAUAGCUUUGUUCUUAUCAUACUCCUUUGUAUUUUAACGUAAUGUUUGAGGUUAACAAUCCCCCCUCCCCCAACCCUCCCAACCCCAUUUGUACCUCAGAGUAAUGCAGAUAGCACUGUUAGUGAGGGAAGAAAAGUUAAAUAACAGUUUAUAUUUUAUAUAUAUAUAUAUAUAUAUAUAUAUAUAUAUAUAUAUAUAUAUUGCAUACUGCAUAUUAUAGGAAUUCUGUUGCAGCUGUUUCUAUCUCUGUUUAAGUAAUACCCUCUGUUUUUGUAUAGAUUUGAAUAGCUAGCUACUGCACUCUGUAGGAAAAUCCCAUUGGAAUUUCCAUAGAACCCGGUGAUGAUUUGGCCAGUGAUUGCCAAGUAAAGGCAAGAAUGGUUGUUAGUACUUUGAUAGUAAGUGAUACUUAAUACUGUUUAGUUUUAGAUUUCUCUACAUAGUGGACCUUCAGUGGUAACUCCAGUCUCUUCAUUCUGUGUGUGUAUAUAUAUAUAAAUAUAUAUGUAUGUAUGGUGUCUCAUAUUUAUGGUAAUGUCUAUUUGUGGCUUGUAUUAAUACAGUCUUGAUUGCCAUGCACUCAUGAGUGAUGGCAGGGAUAGAAAAGUUUCAUUUUGUAUACAUAGUCAUUACCAGUUGCUGUCCAGCAAUGCUCUCUCUUUAUUGAGAGCAGAUGCCUUGCUAAAAGUUGGGUUUCUUUGAAGGGAUUUUGAUUGAUGCUUUAAUCAUUAUUUUUAUAUGUUGUGGAGACCAAAUACAAUCUCAAACCAA
Penaeus chinensis is the source of this 1777-nucleotide messenger RNA. It is a transcript of the gene Rab6, whose product is annotated as ras-related protein Rab6. The record is from RefSeq and is a predicted model, not a curated record. NCBI's taxonomy places the organism in Eukaryota, Metazoa, Arthropoda, Malacostraca, Decapoda, Penaeidae. Gene Ontology annotation, molecular function: GTPase activity; GTP binding.